UCCCCUGCUUUCUCUGUUUCAUCCAACUUCCACUCAUUCAAAAAAAUUGAGCAUUGCUUCCAAACAAGAAACAAACAAUGGAAACUAAGAAACUCUUGUGGCUUGUUCUAUCCACUUCUUUGGUUCUCGGAAUAUCCGAGAGCUUCGAUUUCCACGACAAGGAUUUGUCCUCGGACGAAACCUUGUGGGACUUAUACGAAAGAUGGAGGAGUCAUCACACGAUUUCUCAUAGCCUCAAUGAGAAACACAAGCGCUUUAACGUGUUCAAAGCAAAUGUUAUGCAUGUCCACGACACUAACAAAAUGGACAAGCCUUACAAAUUGAAACUUAACAAGUUUGCUGAUAUGACCAAUCAUGAAUUUAGAAGUACCUAUGCUGGAUCAAAGGUUAAUCACCAUAGAAUGUUCCGAGGCACGCCACGUGGAAAUGGAACAUUCAUGUAUGAGAAGGUUAACAAAGUUCCUUCUUCUGUAGAUUGGAGGAAGAAAGGUGCUGUCACUGAUGUUAAAGAUCAAGGUCGAUGUGGUAGUUGCUGGGCAUUUUCAACUGUUGUAGCUGUUGAAGGCAUUAACCAAAUCAAGACAAACAAGCUAGUAUCUUUAUCUGAACAAGAGCUGAUAGAUUGUGACAAUCAAGAAAAUCAAGGAUGCAAUGGUGGACUAAUGGAAAAUGCCUUUGAAUUCAUCAAGAAAACAGGUGGCAUAACAACAGAAAGCAAUUACCCUUACACAGCAAAUGAUGGAUCAUGUGAUUCAUUAAAGGAGAAUUCCCCAGCUGUGUCAAUUGAUGGCCAUGAGACUGUUCCGGCCAACGACGAAGAUUCAUUGCUUAAAGCAGUUGCCAACCAACCUGUAUCCGUAGCCAUUGAUGCCGGAGGUUCCGAUUUCCAAUUCUACUCUGAGGGAGUAUUUAGUGGUGAUUGUGGUAAAGAGCUAAAUCAUGGUGUGGCAGUAGUGGGAUAUGGAACAACAGUGGAUGGAACGAAUUACUGGAUUGUGAGAAACUCAUGGGGGGCAGAAUGGGGAGAACAAGGUUACAUCAGAAUGAAAAGGAACGUAUCUGAAAAGGAAGGACUUUGUGGCAUAGCUAUGGAAGCUUCCUACCCAAUUAAACACUCCUCCAUAAAUCCAACAGAACCAUCAUCAUCUAUUAAGGAUGAACUUUGAAUGCUUCACAUCAAAUUAAGCUUUUAUCAAUCUUCAAUGUUGUUUUCUAGUGUGUUUACUAAUUAGUUACAUCAUUUAUCUUAUGAACUUGUAAUAUUUGAAAUCUCACAAAUAAAUAAAUCUUGCAAUUCUUAUGAACUUGUAAUAUUUGGAAUCUCACAAAUAAAUAAAUCUUUCAUAUUGUUUUCACUGCUUGCAA
Messenger RNA from Cicer arietinum (chickpea), 1365 nucleotides. RefSeq names its product vignain. Gene Ontology annotation, biological process: proteolysis. Gene Ontology annotation, molecular function: cysteine-type peptidase activity. The record is from RefSeq and is a predicted model, not a curated record. NCBI's taxonomy places the organism in Eukaryota, Viridiplantae, Streptophyta, Magnoliopsida, Fabales, Fabaceae.